CUGAGACCUAUCAGACACGUUACUGAGACUUCUUCAUAGGGACUGAAGUGGUUGGGAGGAGAGGAAUAAAAGGGACAGCAGGGGAGCAAGUCUUUGCAGGGCUGGAGGAGCAAGCUCGCCAAGCCAUGAUGAAGAACAACUUUCCUGGAGCUCUUGGGGACCAAAGGACAGCCAUUCAUCCGCUGCAAGACCCCGACUCCAGCAGCAGUGGCAGUGAUGACGAGGAAACCACCCAGGAUGAAGUUUCUUCCCAUACAUCUGAGGAGGAUGGCUCAACAGUGAAAGUGAAGAAGGAAUUGGAGAACGCAGAACAACCUGCGGCUGAAACCCCGCAGAGGGAGAACGAGGUGCCUGAGAGCUUGAGUGCUGACCCCAUGCUGGGACUGUCACAGUGUCCCCUCUGCCAGCUGGAGUGUGGGAGCAGAGAGCGGCUCAUUGCCCACGUCUACCAGCACAGUGCAGCUGUGGUGAGCGCCAAGAGCUACGUGUGUCCCGUGUGCGGCAGAGCCCUCAGCUCACCAGGAUCCCUUGGGCGACAUCUCCUGAUCCACUCGGAGGACCAGCUGUCAAACUGUGCAGUGUGUGGAGCACGCUUCACCAGCCACGCCACGUUCCACAGUGAGAAGCUGCCAGAGGUGCUCAGUGCAGAUUGCCUGCCGGCACCGCAGAGCGAGGGCCCCCCCGGCGUGGAGGGGAAAGACAUUGCCUUUCACCCCCCUGUGUAUCCUGCAGGCAUCCUCCUAGUGUGCAACAACUGCGCUGCUUAUCGUAAGCUGCUGGAGGCACAGACGCCCGGCAUGCGGAAGUGGGCCCUUCGCCGGCAGAACGAGCCCCUGGAAGUGCGGCUGCAGCGUCUGGAGCGGGAGCGCAUGGCCAAGAAGAGCCGGCGGGACAAUGAGACACCCGAAGAGCGGGAGGUGAGGCGUAUGCGGGAUCGAGAAGCCAAGCGACUGCAGCGCAUGCAAGAGACAGACGAACAGCGGGCACGGCGGCUGCAGCGCGAAGCCAUGCGACUGAAACGCGCGAACGAGACCCCAGAGAAGCGACAGGCGCGGCUCAUCCGGGAGCGCGAGGCCAAGAGGCUCAAGCGGCGUCUGGAGAAAAUGGACAUGAUGCAGCCCGGCCGGUUCCCCCGUACCACAGGCCUGUCCCUGCUCUGCGGGCAGACCCUCCCUGGCGCCAAGGUGCCGCGGGCGCGGAACACGACCAGACCGCGCGCAUGCCGGGGCGGCAGCAGCCUGGAAGGACGCGAGGGACGAGUCCUGUCCUCCACGGCCAGACGCAAGCACCGCGGAAGGGCCCUGACCAUCAGCAUUUUAAGCCACACACGGAACACGUCCUGGGCCAAACUCUGUACAGAACGUGCACUCGUAGCCAUCUGA
Molecule: messenger RNA, 1382 nt
Organism: Pterocles gutturalis (yellow-throated sandgrouse)
Lineage: Eukaryota; Metazoa; Chordata; Aves; Pterocliformes; Pteroclidae
Gene: ZNF821
Product: zinc finger protein 821
Exons: 7
Coding region: 126-1382 (418 amino acids)
Biological process (GO): regulation of transcription by RNA polymerase II
Cellular component (GO): nucleus
Molecular function (GO): RNA polymerase II cis-regulatory region sequence-specific DNA binding; DNA-binding transcription activator activity, RNA polymerase II-specific
Source: RefSeq, a predicted model, not a curated record